Phascolarctos cinereus (koala) is the source of this 2275-nucleotide messenger RNA. The record is from RefSeq and is a predicted model, not a curated record. Lineage: Eukaryota; Metazoa; Chordata; Mammalia; Diprotodontia; Phascolarctidae.
UUGAGCGCGGCGGGCGCGUGCGCCCGGCAGGGUCUCGCGCUCGGCCGGCUCGGGCGCUUCCCGCGUGAGGGAGAGGAGCUCCGGGGAGGCCUGGGGGCCAGCGCAGAGGUGGGCUCUCGUGACCGGCGGGGCGGGGAAGACGGCUUCUUUGAAUAGCUAGCAUUGAGAGCACAUUGAAAGCUUUGCCGAUACCGCACUUAUCCUCACUCCCCCUCCCCCCCGAGCUGACGACCAUGAGUGAAUGGAUGAAGAAAAGCCCAUUAGAAUGGCAAGACUAUGUAUAUAAAGAAGUCAGAGUGACAGCUAGUGAGAAGAAUGAAUAUAAAGGAUGGGUUUUAACAACAGACCCAGUCUCUGCCAAUAUCGUCCUUGUGAAUUUUCUCGAAGAUGGCACUGUGGCUGUGACUGGAGUCAUGGGACACGCUGUGCAGACUGUUGAAACUUUGAAUGAAGACAACCAGGAAGUGAGAGAGAAACUGAUCCAUAUGUUCAUGCCAGAAGAGAGUAAGGCCUACAACCCUGAGGACCUGGAAAAAAGGAAGAUCAGCCUGAAGUCCUGGCUGGAGAAGAAUCACAUCCCCAUCACUGAACAGGGAGAGUCACAAAGCACCCUCUGCGUUGCUGGGGUCCUGACCAUAGAGCCACCCUAUGGACCUGAAGACUGCAGCAGUUCAAAUGAAAUUAUUUUGUCUAGAGUUCAGGAUCUUAUCCAGGGACAUCUUACAGCUUCCCAGUGAGACACUAAAACCUGUUGCUCAGCUUGCAGAAAGAAAGACUUAAUUUUUUUUCUUAGUAAAGUUUGUUGAAUAUUAAGCCCUUAAUCUUCUGGAGUUCUUUGAGUACAUUUUGUGCUUUUGAAAACUUUGGUGUUGCAAGUGAAUGCAGAGAUUCAGUUGCCCAUGGUAUGCUCUCUGUGUUUGGGAUAUAGGAGAUCUGGGAAGGGAGAGACUCACAGGCACACGGAAGCUCCUAUUUGUACGAUCCACUUUUGUGAUGUGGGUCCUUACUCCUCCUUUGUUAACCAAGAGAUAAUGAGUAAGUACUGGGGGAAAUAUGAUCUGAGCCGAUAGAAAAAGUUGUCACUGCAAAGCACAGCCUAUAAAUUAAUUUUUAUGGGGAGGGGAAGGAAACGUCAAGAUCUGUGAUUUUGUGAUUAUAUGGAACUUCAUUUCACUGAUGUAGAAGAAUAACUCUGCAUCUUCAAGUCUUAAGAGAAUUGCCAACAGACUCAGAAGUUAAAUGACUGGCCAGGGGUCACACAGCUAAUAUGUGUAAAAGGCAGGAUUUGACCCCAGGUCUUCCAAAUUCUAGGGUUAGCUCUCUGCUAUUCUUUUAUCGUAUUGCUUUGAUUCUAUUCACAUUGAAUAUUAUUAGUAUUUUGGCCUUUUAUUGAUUGUCUAUAUUCUUAGUAUAAUGGCCACUUUAAUUACAGUACUUGAAUAUUUUUUCAGGUUGAAACUUCUCACCUUUGGUUGACCAUUAGGAAAAUCUGCUGUCCUUGACUCUUAUAAUUCUAGAAUUGUUUGGUGCCCUUAAACCAGUCAGAUUCACUGGUUAAUAAUAGCAGUGGAAAUUACUCUCAAAGGAGAGUAAGAACUUGAGUCUAAGAAAAAAGUAUCAGAAAUUACCUUCUUUAUUAUCUUUAUUAGGGUCUAUGGGAAGAUUGCUGGUAGGCAGUCACUAAUGCCUAACCCAGGGGGAUGGGAGGUAGGUUUUUGUGUUUGGAAAUUAAUAAACUGAAGACAUAAUUUCCAGCAACUACUAAGUAGUUAAGUAGUUUUAAUAAUCUGUUUGCAAAUAAAACCCAAGGGCCCCAGGAUGAAUGAAUUGACUUCACCUUAGAAAGCUGCUUUCUAGAAAUCAUUUCUUUGGGACUAUUUUCAAUUUACUCUCCAUUUUCAAGUCUGUAGUGACUCCUGGGAUCUUCCCUUUUCCCUAUUUCCUCCUAUUUCCAAAAAGAGUUAACAUCUCACAUAAAUAACCAGUGGCUGGUCUCAGUAUCCAAGGUUGUCUUUGACUAUCCUUGCAUUGUGAAGGAGUGUUGAAUGACCUCCAAAACCAAAAGUCAAAGAUUAUAUGAUUCUUACAAGAAGAAAGUCUUUACUCAUUCCUAUAUGUGGAUAUAGGAAUCCCCUCUCUCCAGUGCUUUCUUCUAUGGCUCUUUUAGACCAGUGAUUUUCAACUUAAAUUUUGACAAGGUCUCUGGUUUUCUGUUGUUCCUCUAAAAUGCUAUGUAUUUUUAAAAAAUGCAUUAAAAUUUAUUUUGUUUUAAAAA